CACGAUGACAAACUUCGAAGCCAUCUCGCUGAAGCCAUUGCACGUUGUUGCAGCUGGGGCACAAACCGGAUAGAGUUCGGCCGGCUAAAUGCAGUUGCCUCGCUGGCCACUUAUUUGCAUUCAUCUGAUCCUCUGGUACACCGUUCGACUGCACGAGCUCUCUUUCAACUGAGCAAGCAUCCCGUUAACUGUGCCACAAUUCACGAGGCUGGCGCUGUCCGCUUGCUAAUGAAAAUGGUGGGAUCUCAGGGUUGGUCAAACCACAGAGAACGUUCCUAA
This is a messenger RNA of Protopolystoma xenopodis, 279 nucleotides long. The record is from the annotation of a GenBank genome assembly. Lineage: Eukaryota; Metazoa; Platyhelminthes; Monogenea; Polystomatidea; Polystomatidae.